Messenger RNA from Trichoderma reesei QM6a, 852 nucleotides. RefSeq lists its product as uncharacterized. The transcript is spliced from 3 exons. Gene Ontology annotation, molecular function: phosphoprotein phosphatase activity. Gene Ontology annotation, biological process: dephosphorylation. The coding region runs from base 1 to 852 and encodes 283 amino acids. NCBI's taxonomy places the organism in Eukaryota, Fungi, Ascomycota, Sordariomycetes, Hypocreales, Hypocreaceae. The record is from RefSeq and is a predicted model, not a curated record.
AUGCCUCCUGCACCAUACAUCUGCAUCCCCGGCGUCCCCAACUUCCGCGACAUAGGCGGCCAGCCGCUCUCCUCCCAGCCAACCAAGCAAGUCCGCCGCAACACCGUCUUCCGCUCCGGCCGCCCGACGCUCGUCCUCGACCGCGGCGUCAAGAAGCUCAAGAUGCUCGCCAUCACGCACAUGUUCGACCUCCGCUCGCGGCAGGAACUCACGUCGGCGCGCUACGACCCGGCGACGAUGCUCUGGCCCGGCACGGAGCGGGUGUCUGUGCCUGUGUUCCGACCGGAGGAGUACGCGGGCGAUGGUGGUGGUGGGCUGGUUGGGCGGUUUGACAGGUUUGGGACGAGUGGCCCCCUCGAAUCCCUCUCCCGAAUCCUCCUCUCCGCAACCCACCCCCAGAACGCAUCACGCCCCUUCGCCCGCAUCCUCCAACACCUCUCCUCCCCGUCUCCAUCCUCCCACCCGCCGUCCCCGAUACUAAUCCACUGUGACCUAGGCCAAGACCGCACCGCCGUCAUCUGCGCCCUCGUCCUCUCCCUCUGCGGCGUCAGCGACGACCUCGUCGCCCACGAAUACAGCCUCACCGACGUCGAGCUCGCGUGCCACCACAAGUCGCUCGCCGACAAGGUCCAGAGGAACCCUGCUUUCAAGGGAACGCGCGAGGAUGCCGAGGCUUUGGUCCUCUCUCGCAAGGAAAACAUGCUUUGCUUCCUGAAGAAGCUCCGCCAAAAGCACGGCUCCAUUGAAAAGUGCGUCAUCAACCACGACCUGCUCCAGGCCGAGGGAAUCGCUCGCCUGAGGCGCAACAUGGUUGUCGAUGCCGCCAAGAACCAUUCCAUUGUCGGUGAGUGA